AUGAGCAAGUUACUUCGUAAAGCAUGUGAAGAAGCAAAAGAAGGCAAUAAGGAUAUUGUAAACAAAGUAAGACAUAUUGGUAAUAAGUUUCUCAAUGCUGUUGAAAUAAGUGCACAAGAGGCUGUCUAUUUAGUUUUGCAAAUGCCUUUAAGACGAUCAUUUCGAGAAUUCCAGUUCAUAAAUACAUCUGAUCCAGACGAAAGAACAUUCUUGGUUAAAAAUAUGGAUAAAAUUAAGGGACUACCCGACCAUUCCCUUGAUAUUGAGUCAGAUAAUGUUAUUAAAAGAUAUCAAAGAAGACCGAAGCAACUGGAAAAUUUAUGUUUGGCAGAUUUCGUUGCAUUGUUUAAUUGUAAAAGUGAAAGAAAUGAGAAAAAAACAGUGAAACCUAAUGUUAACUCAACACUUUUAGCAGAUGAUUAUCUCUUGGAAAAUGAUUUCAAUGAUAAUGUAGAUGAUGAUCUCUCUGAUAAUGACGAGACAUUAGAUGAGCGUGAUGAAUAUGAAAUGAAAGGAGGAAUAACUCUCGUGAAGAGGCAAAAACCAAGGAUAAUACGGUCAGUUAGAUUCAAUAAGAAUAAAGAUCCAGAAAAUUAUUGCAGAGAAAAAAUUAUGCUUUACACUCCUUGGAGAAAUGGAUAAAAAGAUCUUCUCAAGGAUUUUCAAACCUACCAGGAUCGAUUUGAAAAUGUUAGAGAUCUGAUAGAAGAAAACAGAAAACAUUACGAGAAUCAUUCAGCCGUUAUUGAUCAGGCAGUGCAAGAUAUUGAAAGUGAGGAAUUUGGGAAUGUAGUCGCUCCUAAUGCACAAUAUAGAGAUGAACAAGAUAAAGAUAUUGGCUCAAAAGAAAGUGAAUUAUUUGGAUGUUUUGAUCCUGCCAAAGAUAAGCAGCAUACAGAAUACUACUUAAUAAAUGACAUUGGUAUAUAUCCAAGAACAAAUGAUGAUGAAGAACUAGUUGCAAAACGACUGAAAGAUGAUGAUUUUAGGAAACUCGUUCAAUCACUUAAUAUUGAGCAAAAGGAAUUCUUUUACCAUGUACUGAAUUCUGUAAAAACUGGCAAAAUGCCAUUAAGAUUGUUUUUAAGCGAAGCUGCUGGUGUUGGUAAAACUACUGUUACAAAUGCUUUGUAUGAAGCACUUAUGAGAUAUUUAAAUGCGGAACUUGAAAAUGACCCAGACGAUGUCAGUGUUAUCAAAGUAGCACCCACAGGUAAAGCUGCCUUUAACAUAAGAGGGAAUACACUUCACUCUUCCUUUAAGAUCCCUGCAAACAGAGGAUUUAAUUAUUGCACACUUGAUAGAGACAGAUUAAAUACUAUAAGAUCUCAGUUAGAAAAAUUGCAAGUUAUUUUUAUUGACGAAAUAUCUCUAGUAGGCAGUGGUAUGUUUAAUUUUCUUGACCUAAGAUUACAGCAGAUAAUGGGCACAACAGAACCAUUUGGUGGUCUUAGUGUGAUAACUGUUGGUGAUUUAUUUCAAUUAAAACCAGUGUUUGAUCAUUGGAUAUUUGAAAACUCAAGCGAAAGCUAUAAUACAUUAGCAUCGAAUCUGUGGCAGCAAUAUUUUCAAAUGUUUGAAUUGCCACAGCUAGGUUAUGCGACAAAGGGAAGAUAA
Messenger RNA from Paramuricea clavata, 1617 nucleotides. The record is from the annotation of a GenBank genome assembly. NCBI's taxonomy places the organism in Eukaryota, Metazoa, Cnidaria, Anthozoa, Malacalcyonacea, Plexauridae.